GGAACUUCGGUCUGACUUCCUGUUUGUGAUCUGCUGAUGGAGUCAAGAUGACUGUGAGAUCUUUAUGGUGUGCAUCUGUGCUGUCGCUCCUUAGUCUUACUCCACCUCUGUGGGCCACUGAAAUUUCCUGCAGAAAUGAAGAUGGCAAGCCAGUUGACUGGUACAUUAUUUAUAAAUUACCGAAGUAUAUGAGACAUGAAGCUGCUGGAUCUGGGCUAGAAUAUAUGAUUAUGGAUUCUCUCACUGUAGUCUGGAAACUGAGUAAAAAUUUGAUCAACAUGACAAAGAGUGCUCUGGGGCAAACAUUACAGCAGCUCUACCAAGUUUACGAGUCCAAGAAGAACAGCACUGCAUAUGUGAUGUACAAUGAUGGUCCACCAGGCAAAAUGAAUUACAGCUGGAAACAUGGGCAUACGAAAGGGUUUCUGCUUUUGGACAAAUCCCAAGGUUUCUGGGUAAUUCACAGUAUUCCGGAAUUCCCUCCAUUUCCUCAGAAGGGUUAUCACUACCCCCCCACUGGACAGAGAAAUGGACAGACAGCAAUUUGCCUAACAUUCCAAUAUGAUCAGUUUGCAAAAAUAGACAAACAAUUGUUAUGCUACAAUCCAAAUGUAUACAACUGUUCCAUCCCAAAGAUUUUUUGCCCGGAGCUGUCCAAUCUGCAAGAGCUGUGCAAAGGAUCAAAGCUGCCUCCAGUCCCUCAGAAGCAGUGCCUCUCCAAACUCCACUCAGCCCAAGGAGAAAGUCUCCUGAGCUUUGCUAAAACACAGAGUUAUCAUGAGGAUAUCUACUUAACCUGGAUGGCUCCAAAACUGAAAACAGAUUUGUUAGUAGAAUCCUGGCAGCGUAAGGGACGUGAAUUCUUCUCAAAUUGCUCUCUUCCUUACCAUGUCUAUAAUGCAAAUCUAAUCAAGACACCAUGGAAUUCUUCCUUCUCCACAUAUGAUGAUCAUUCUAAGUGGUGUGUCUCAAGAAGGUAUGAAGACCAGUGGACAUGCAUUGGAGAUCUAAAUUAUGCACCUCAGCAGGCUAAGAGAAGUGGUGGCUUCAUUUGCAUGCAGAAUCAGCAUAUUUACAAAGCAUUCAGGCAACUGGUUUACCGUUAUUACGGUUGUCGGGUCUCAUGAAUUUGCACAUGGGUCAAGACUGUUGUGUAAAUUAUUCUUAAUAAUCUCAGAUUUUAUUAUUUUUUAAAAAGAUGUUUCUAGUCUUCAUUGUGUUGAGAAUAUUUUUCAGAUGGUAAAUAAGAUGCUAAACAGUCUUGGGCACGACAGCAGGAGAAAACAGUAUGUCUCUUUGUUCCUAUCCAUCUACCUCUGUUACCCUCUGACAUUGCACCUCUUUUUUCAAUCCCUAAUUCUUUUUUUUAAUCCUACGCAGUACACACUCUACUUUUUGCUAAGAGUUUAUAUUC
Eublepharis macularius is the source of this 1414-nucleotide messenger RNA. RefSeq names its product deoxyribonuclease 2 beta (gene DNASE2B). The transcript is spliced from 6 exons. NCBI's taxonomy places the organism in Eukaryota, Metazoa, Chordata, Lepidosauria, Squamata, Eublepharidae. Gene Ontology annotation, molecular function: deoxyribonuclease II activity. The coding region runs from base 48 to 1127 and encodes 359 amino acids. Gene Ontology annotation, biological process: apoptotic DNA fragmentation. The record is from RefSeq and is a predicted model, not a curated record.